CCUCCGAUCGCCAGUUUUGUUUCUACGCAGCGUUUCUGUUGCGAACUACGAGCGUGCGACCGCCUAAUUGGAUCAACGCGGCGACCUUGCAAAUCCCGCUUCCUAACGACAUAAGCGCCAACAAGGGCAAGAAGUCAUCCGGAAGAAACCGGGGGACUGCUGAGGUUGUCGAGCAGCGGCAUCGGAACAAGCGAGCGGUGCGCCGCCGCGAUUGCAACCGAGCGCGCGCGCGGCAUCAGUCCCAUCGUCAUUUCACGCGCGGUGGCUUCCUUCGGCACUGCGGCAAAAGCGGCCCGUCGAGCUUGCGGCAGCGCCGUGCAGAGGAAGUGCAUCCAGAUGGGACUCGCCUGAGGGUGUGCCCUUGUGAUGCCAGCAUGCCUCUGCCACCAUGAAUUAGCCCCCUUGCCACAGCCCCCGCGUCAUCAUGACAAAAGCGUACGACUUCAACUGGCAACGUCCUGUACCUGAAGCCCUGCUCAAGGGCUGCAUCUUCGACCGGUGGGAAGAGGAGAAAGAACAAGUAGUCUACGAACCGAAUGCCUUGUUUCGAGUCGACGAGUACGGAUUUUUCAUCUAUUGGAACAGCGACGGGAGGGAUGGUCAGGUGCUCGAACUGUCGCAAGUGAACGACAUAAGGGCUGGUGGAAUACCGAAGGAUGUAAGACUGCUGGCAGAGCUUAGCAGCAAAAACCGGUAUGGCCUGGAUGAAGUUUCACUAACCAUCUGCUCUGGCACCGACAUGGUCAAUAUCAACUACACACAUGUCGUGUGCCCAGACCCCGAAACAGCCAAGGUGUGGCAAGCUGGCCUACGCAGCAUCACCAACAACAUCAAAGCCAACAAUGUGUGCCCUGCCACCUGCCUUGAAAAACAUUGGAUCAAGCUAGGAUUCCUGGUGGACCCGGAUGGAAAAUUACCCGUACGAAGGAUAGCGCAGACAUUUGCGUCGGGCAAGACCGAGAAGCUGGUGUACCAAUGCAUUGGCGACGUUGGACUCCCCAGUGGCAAGAAUGACGUCAUCGAGCCCCAAGAAUUCACCCUGGAGAAGUUUCAAGAGUUGUACCAGAGGGUCUGUCCCCGCAACGACAUCGAGGAGCUCUUCAACUCAAUAACAGAAGGCAAGACAGAUUACAUCAGCCUCAAGCAGUUGAUCACAUUUCUCAAUGAAAAGCAGCGCGACCCAAGACUAAAUGAGAUCCUGCACCCCUUCUACGACGAGCGGCGGGCACGGGAGAUCGUGUCGGCCCACGAAGCCAACCCCGAGAACGUGCGGGAGGGUCGCCUCAGCCAGGGGGGUCUGGUGCGCUACCUCAUGUCGGACGAGAACGCGCCCGUCUUUCUCGAUCGGCUCGACAUGUACAUGGAGAUGGACCAGCCUCUGUCUCACUACUACAUCAACUCUUCUCACAACACCUAUCUCACUGGGAGGCAGUUUGGUGGCAAGUCUUCUGUGGAGAUGUACCGACAGGUGCUCCUAGCUGGAUGCAGGUGUGUGGAGCUUGACUGUUGGGAUGGCAAAGGAGAGGACGAGGAGCCCAUCAUCACUCAUGGCAAGGCCAUGUGUACAGACAUCCUCUUCAAGGAUGUCAUUUAUGCCAUCAGGGACUGUGCAUUUGUCACUUCUGAUUAUCCUGUGAUUCUUUCAUUUGAAAAUCACUGCUGCAAAAAGCAGCAGUACAAACUUGCCAAGUACUGCCUGGACAUUUUUGGUGACCUUCUGCUUACUGAACCACUGCCAAAUUAUCCGCUGGAGCCAGGUGCACCGCUCCCAACUCCCAACGACCUCAAGAGAAAGAUUCUCAUCAAGAACAAGCGACUUAAGCCAGAGGACGAAAAGCGGGAACUGGAGCUGUGGCGGAAAGGACAACUACAGAAUGACGACGAGGAGGAAGAGAAGGAGGAUAAUGCAAUUCCUGUGGAGGCCCAGCUCGAAGAGCAGUUGGCCAUGGCGCACUACCAGUACACGGGGGCCACGGUGCAUGUGCACCCGGUGCUCUCGUCGCUGGUCAACUACGCACAGCCGGUCAAGUUCCAGGGCUUUGAUGUGGCCGAGGAGCGAGCCAUUCACUUCAACAUGUCCUCAUUCGCCGAGACGGCUGCUCUCGGCUGCCUCAAGUCGCAGGCCAUCGAGUUUGUCAACUACAACAAACGACAGCUGAGUCGCAUUUAUCCCAAAGGAACAAGGGCUGAUUCAAGCAACUUUCUUCCACAGAUCUUCUGGAACGCAGGCUGCCAGAUGGUGGCCCUCAACUUCCAGACACCAGACCUUCCCAUGCAGCUCAACCAGGGCAAGUUUGAGUACAAUGGCGGAUGUGGGUACCUGCUGAAGCCAGACUUUAUGCGACGGGCGGACAAGACAUUUGAUCCCUUUGCGGAGUCGCCCGUGGAUGGUGUGAUUGCGGCCCAGUGUUCGGUGCGAGUGCUGUCGGGCCAGUUCCUGUCAGACAAGAAGGUGGGCACGUACGUUGAGGUGGACAUGUACGGACUGCCCACGGACACCAUCCGCAAGGAGUUCCGCACCCGCAUGGUGCCCGCCAACGGACUCAACCCUGUCUACAAUGAGGAACCCUUUGUCUUCCGAAAGGCAUUUCUUCCUGAUCUUGCUGUGAUCCGGAUUGCUGUCUAUGAUGAGAAUGGCAAAAUGCUGGGUCAGCGAAUCCUUCCCAUGGAUGGCCUGCAAGCAGGCUAUCGGCAUGUGUCUCUGCGGACGGAAGGGAACUUCCCCAUGUCACUGGCCAUGCUGUUUAUCUGCAUUGAACUCAAGAUCUACGUUCCAGAUGGCUUGGGAGACCUGAUGGACGCUCUGUCUGACCCCCGGGCCUUCCUGUCGGCCCAGGAGAAGCGACUGGUGCAGAUGCGUGCCAUGGGCAUCGAGGAGGCUGACAUCCUCGUCAAUCGGCCCGAGCUGGGCUCCCAGCAGAAGAAAGACGAUGAGAAGAGGGAGGAGUGGCGGGUGGAAGCCAUCACGGCUGAGGCACUGCGGGCAGAGAAAGAGUACAUCAAGCUGCGUCGCAAGCAGAUGAAAGAGCUUGAGGGAUUACGAAAGAAGCACCACAAGGACAAGCAGCACGUACAGAAGCAGCAAUGCCUGGCCGUGGAAAAGCUUUUGCCACGGGACACCGGCGACGACUCGGGCACGGCUGCAAGCGAGGACUGCGCAGUGCGGUCGCUCGUGGUCAACCAGAUGCACCAGUGGUCAUCGCUGCUGGCCUCCCAGCGCAGUCAGGAAUGGGAGCUGCUGCGCCAGCAGCUCACCCAGCAGGGGGCACUUCUGCGCACACUCAUGCUCAAGGCACAAGCCGCUCAGAUGAAGCAGCUGGAUGCGAAGUUCGAGAGGGAGAACAAGGAAAUGAAGACGAAACAGGCCAAGGUGUCAGUGGAGACGGCACGGGAGGUGUCCAGUGACAAGACACUGCGCAACAAGGCCGAGCGAGAACGGCGGUUGCGUGAGAAGAACAGCAACAACACCAAGAAGUUCAUCGAGGAGCGCAAGUCAGCGGCACUGAAGCAGAGCAAGGAACGCGAGCGCCUCAAGAAGGUCCACGAGAAGCAGCUGCAUGACCUGCAGCGUGAGAUCGACAAUGGCCUGGAGCUGUACAACACAGCUGAGCUGGAGUACAAGCUGUGCGCCAAGCUUGAGUGUUUCGUGUGACACUUGUGGGCCCAUUCCCUGGCUGCUAUUGCUGCCGCUGCUGCGAAACAAAGAGAGAGGACGCGGGUCGGCACUUGGAGCCAAACUGCACAGCUUUCCUUUACGUUUUCCAUGCGUUGAGUUGGCCGCACGCACUGUGGCAGUCUGUUCCGACGACACAUCCUGUCGAGGAUUCAGACGGGCCUUGCAGGAAGCAUAUGACCCUAUGCUCUCGCUGGUAACCCCGGUUCCAUUAGGAAAAGGCGGUGGCCGACCUUGGGACUGCAUUUCGUGUUUGAUGAAGUUGCACAUAAUUGUGUCAUCAUCCGAAUGAAGGAGAAUUUCCUGCAGAGCGAGCUGAAAAGAAAGUUUAGGUAACACUGUUGCAGCAUUUUUUUCUCAUUACUUCUCAUUGUGUUAUGCAGAUCUCAGCUGUAUAUCUGUCUUCCUGCACAGCCAGUCUGUGGAAAAUCACUGACCUAAUCUGAAAAUAAUCAUGGCUUCUGAAUUUUAUGAUAACCAAGUGAUGUCGCCAUCUUGCUGUGAAAAAAAAAAAAAAAAAAAAAACGGGCCACAAUUGUGCAAAAAAUGUUCAAAGUAUCUUCUAAGUAAGGGUGGGGUGUCAGCUCACUCCUGGUUUGAAUAGAGACUUUUCAUUUUGUCUACUUUCCUGGACACUUGUUUCACUCUGCAGGAACUUGGUAUUUCGUGUACAGUGUGGUGCAUGGCAUAGCAAAUGCUGCUAAAUUGAUGUCAUAACUCUCUCCCCGUAGAUAAGCAAUUUAGCUUUUAAAGGACGGACAGUGUGCCAACACCGAGGCAGAGACACAUUUCGAACCUGCCUAUUUCUUUGUGGGUGCUCUUAUGAAGCAGACAUUUUUUUUUAUGCCUGCAUAAUUGUUCCGUACAGAUACUGCUUGUUUUUUUUUUGUGACAACACGUAAAGUAGACCAUUUUAGUGCUAUUUUAUUUUAAAAUUGUGAGGCAUUAAUUUUAUUCCCGAUACCCACCCUCGUGUUCGUGCAUUAUUUUUCAUUUUUAGAGACAACGUUAGAAGUCCUUUUUCUUCUCUCAGUUGCUCCGUUUGAUGCUGGCCAUAAUGAACAUGCGACAGUUGAUCAAUGGAUGCUUAUACUUUUUGAAACAAUUUCAUUGCAUAAUGCAAAAUCCAGUUCUGUGCAUUCCUGUUGGUAGACUAAUAACCAUUCUCACUUACAUGCUGAAGCACCAAGUUUUAAUCUAAGUUGGCCUUCUAACCGAGAGAAGUUAGAAUACUUAAGGCUAGCUCUUGAUUUCUCACCCGAAUCCAGGUGAGUUUUUGUGUACAAAACAGAUUGCACUUGUUGUGGGGACAACAGUGCUAAAGAAUAUUUGCUCCUGAGCGUUCUAGUUUGUUUGUAGGUGCAUUUGAGUGGUUGCUUUUGGGCUCUCUGUAGAGCACUGGUGGUGUGCUUUGCAUUUGGUUGGUCGAAAUUCAACGCUCGGAGCACAGUCAUUUCAAAGUGCCACGCUUCAGCUCAGGGCACAUUCUCAGUCUGUCCACCACAUUUGGAGCACUAUCAAGCCCCAGUGAUAUUCGGGCCACAUAAUUUCUCUGUGAGCCAGGGAACAUCUUUUCCCCUUAUCAUUGAGGAGCCCCUGCACAACUUGAAGCAAGAGUCGGGGUAUGCUAGAAUGUACCAGAAGAGAGCAGGGCCUGUCUGGAAGUCAUACUUGUUCAGACUGUCUGCUUGACGUCUUGGUGCCAAUUGAUGCCUGCUCACUCUGCGACGGUGCAGUGUCUAGAGCAGGAAGCGUACAAUUAUUGAGUGUGGCCGGAUUACGUGGCCACUUCCGUGUGCUCCCGCGGUUGACUGUGGGCAUUUUGUGAGAGUGAAUCGUUUGACUUCCAGCACACAAAGCAGGCAUUUCUGAUGCUUCCAGUAUUUCUCACCUUGUACCACCAUUCACCCAAUGUAUUUGUGGCAUAGACCACACUGUAGAUGAACGCAGCAAUGAGUAAGCCUUGCUUGCAAUCAGUGUCUGGCUCCGUUGCAUCUGGUGUCGAACAGAUGGUGGCCGAAGUGUUGUUGUGUUUGGUUGUGCAUUUCUGGGUUGUUUUUGCUCCCUCUAAGAAAAACCUGAAAUGUGUACGAGUUGUUAUGGGACCCUGUUGCUGAGUGUUGAAUGAGAUGAUGAAAAAAAAAAAGUGAGUGGUAUGCAGGAGGAGGUUAAAGGCCUCAUUGUUUAUGAGCAUAUAUUCUAGUCAGUCCUUUACUAGUACUUACUUUGUAAGCAGAAGCUGCUUUUUGUUGACACUGGUGCACUUGCCUUGUAAAUGACUGAACAUGGUGCGAAACGCACUUCGCGCUCACCUCACAUAUUUUAAUAGGGUUCCUGUCUUUGUUUGAGAAUAAUGUGCAUUUAUUUUAUAGCUUUGCUUUUGUCCACCAUAGCAGUGCAGUUAAGGGUACGUGGCUUGUGCCUAGGGAUGCAGUGCACGGCUUCGCUUAACUGAACUUUCCUUUUUUUUCCCACCUGUUAUAGAAAGCAUUUUUUCUGUGUCUGUAGAUACAUGUCGCAUUGUAUAUGUGCUGUAUGCUUAUGGUUCAUGUUUAAACCACUUGCAUUGAACAGGUGGGCUUGGGCAGUUUGGGAAUGAUAUGACUCUGUCCUGGUACCAUGGUAACCUUUAUCUGGGUGCACAUAUUCCUAUCUAAAGUAAAAAAGCUGCGUUUGUUUUUAUGCUAUUGAACAUUUUCGGUUAGUCUAAAACUUAACGUAAAAUUUGCAAGAGAAAUUUACAAAUAACUACAACGCCAGAUGUCAGUUGCCUAAAAAUUGCUGGUGUAAAUUUUGCUCUACUUGAUGUAGCGUUUUGACCCGGUAAAAAGUAACUAAGACAUCAAGGCCCACACAGGUAUCAUUGUUUCAGGAGAAGGCAUAACUGGUACCUUCUGUAGCUGGUACCUACUACUUGGAUCUGACAGUCAUUGAAAGCCUGGAUUUAAUACAGUGACUGAAAAAAAAGGCACAAAGUUGCGCAUGAAGAUUAUUUUGAGGCGUUGAAAAGUCAAAAUUGCCUCUGCAGAUUGCUGCGCUGUUCAUACAGCUUUUCUUCUGCUGCACCUAACAUUAGACUAGUCAACUUUAGAACACUGUGAUCAAACAGAACUGGAAGACUGAUGCAACUGUGAGCUAAAAAUAGUACAUGUUGUUAGCAAGUGCAUACAAGUUACGUAUGAAUAAUCUGUGAGGCCCUUGCACAUACCAGUCAGCUCUACCUCUAUAAUAAAUCAUCAUGGCUUAUUUUCUGGUGUAUAACCCUUGAAUAAGUUAUAGCACUGCUACAAGCAUGCAUUGCACUGUGCUUUAACUGGCUUUUGUUGUUUUGGGUUGUACGAACAAUUUACCUAGUGCCCCGUGAAUGACAAAGAGGCAAAAUUUAUCUAUUGUCAAAGCUAUAAAAUUUCUCAUUGUUCACUGGGUCAUCAAAAAAUUCUCACACUUAAGAAAGUAUACGUAUUUGCUCGGCUCCCAUUCUCAGUUGUGCAUGCAACAGCGCAUGAUGCAGACAUAAUUACUAAUAGACCAUGCAAGCCGUUGUCACCACUGCAAGUUUUAUACAGAUGAAGUCCUUUAAGCUGACCAUGCUAAUGUGAGUGCCUGAAAUCUUAAACCAACUGCAAAGUGUUUCCAAUAUUUGGGAGGAAAAAAAAUAAUGCUAAUUGCAUCUUGCAUGCACAAAUUAACAAAAAAUAAAUGUUAUACACCAGAAAAUAUGGUAUGUUAAUUAUAAAAGCAAGUUAUUAACCAAAUUUUUAUACUAAAGUAAAUAAUUUCUGAUUUUAUAUACAUUAAAUUAGCUUGCCAUUAGUUGUUUCUGCAUGUCGUGCACAACAAAAAGUCAUCUUUAGGGUCAGUAAAUUUGAAACACAAUAGGUUUUUAAAAAAAAUAAAGAACAUGCUCAAAGGGUUUUCAUACAUAACCUUGGGACAGUUGAUUGAACUGCGACCAAUGUGCUACUCUUAAUUUUUAUUUACUUCACUAUGAAAAAAAAAGCGCACUUCAGCAUGUUGAGUUGCUUAAAAUCGUUACAGGGCCGGUAACCAGAGACCACAUUUCAAGAGUGAAAAUUUUUUCGAUCACACUGUUCAGAUAGCUCUGUGUCACUUCUGCUGCCAUAGUUUAUCACUGAGGAUUUCAUAAGAAUGGUGCUUGGAGUGAGCUUAGCUGUUUUUUGCAGUUUGCCAUUUUGAGCUUUUCGUUGCCUGAACCUAUCGUCCAGACUGUCUCUCAAAGUAGAUGGCUUGUUUUCCCAAGUCCAAUAAAGCGUUCCUUUGGGCUAGUUUGUAGACGUUGAGCAAAAGUUGGGGAACGUCGCGCCGCAUAGGCGGUGCAAAAAAAAAAGAAAAAAAAACACUCGCGACAGGCACAGAAAUCUUAACAACAACGGGUGGCCGCAAGCUAACAACUGCUAAAUCUUUCGUGAAGCACCACCUGAGGCUGCCUUCAAAAGAAGGACGAGGAACAAGGGAAGGGAUGAAAGUAUGAACAUGAGAAAAACCAAAAUCAAAACAUAACAGUGAAACAGCUUAUCAGGAAGGGAGCUCACAGCAAGACCUUUGCCUGCUCAAACAGGCCUCGCAUCCGCACUCUUCGCAAUGUAUGGUCCAAUUCCCUGGCCCGCUAAUCUGCCCACGAGCAUAGCGGUGCUCUCUUUGUCUGGAGUUAAGGUAUCUGCCCUAACACCAGACUGAGAGAGCACUGCAAAGAGUGCGGAUGCUGGGCUCUGUUUCAGAAGAUAAAGGUCUUGUUUCGCACGCAAAAAGAACAAAAGAGGGAAAUACACUCAAACCUCAUUAUAACAAAGUCGCAACUGACACAUAAAUAACUUCGUUAUAUCUGAAAAUUCGUUAUAAGCGUAUAUUAGAACCACUGUAUCUAUUACCAAGGCUACUGUUCAUUUACUUCGUUAUAACCGAUAUUUCGUUAUAUCCGUGUUCGUUAUAUCGAGGUUUCAAUGUAGUCGAAGCCUACAGCAUGUUAUAGGGAGAAUUCGGUACAUGCGUAAGCACUCCAACUUUAUCGCAAAGCAAAGUGAAAAUUGAAUUCUUGAGUGACGCGUUCUGGCCCAUGUGUAGACCUGUGUGCUGAGGCACGCCGCGAAGCGUUAUGUGCACCCUUCCUGAUAAACCAUUUCACCUUUUGUGUUUCGAUUUUGUUUUUGUUUUUUCAUGUUCAUACUUUCACUCCUUCGCUUGUUCUCCCUCCUUUUCUUGAGCACAGCUUCAGGUAGCGCUUCACAAAAGAUUAAAGAGUCGUUAGUUUGCACCCAUCAGUUCUUGUUGUGUUUUCUGUGGCUUGUGUGAGUGUUUUUUUUUCUGUACUGCCUAUGCGCAGCGCAAAGUAACCCAACCUUCGUUCCCAAUUCUAGUCCAUGUUCUGUUGUUGACAGUAUUCUCAGGGCAGCUUUUUACUUGGCUGUACUUAUGGUGGAACGACAAUCUCGCACGUAUGCUUUCUCACGCUACUCAGGACACUCGUAUAUUUAAAUUAAGGCGCAUGCACAUAAAAAAAAAAAUGUGGAGCACAUUGUGUUAAGUGCUUUCUGACUGCAGGGACACUUUUUUUAUGUCGUGCAAUUUAUCGGGAAGGAUGACAUAAACACAGCAGAAACUAACCUGCCAUGUAAAUGCUUGCAAAAAUUUGCAAAAAAGAAAAACAACACACCUCAGCGUAGAAUAUUUAUUUAUGUAUAAUAAAAAGUAUACUCAGUCUAACCCUCUCCCUUCUGCUUUUUAUUUUAAGCAUGGUUUUCUGGUUUGAGUGAAUAAGAAUUGUUGUUUGUUGUUUUUUUUUCUUGAACUGCUGAUAGCUAGUGUGCUACCAUAAUUGCCAAUGUGCAACUGCAUUGACUUGGUGCUACGGUAGAAACGACAUCAAGUACAGAAGAGUUAUUUGAUGCUUGCUUAUUAACUAAUUCGUUACCUUGCUUUUGAGAAAGUUCAGAGACUUUACUAAUAUAUGUGUUGAGUAUUGACCUCUCAUGCUCGAUGGCACUGGCUAUCUCGCUUUGGCGUAUUCAUCAAUGACAUGCAUUGUCUUGCACACAGGCAAAUGAAACUUUAAGCUUUGCCCGACUCUGCAUGAUGGUCUUGCUGCUUUAACUGAGAGGUAUAAGUACUGAUACUUUGAGAAAAGCUGCAUUUUUUACCGAACACCUCCAUUCAAAGUGAGCUUAGAACAACCUAAAGCAGCAGGUCUUGUCCUCAGUCAGCAAGCGUUUGUUAGAUUUGUAUUCGAGUGCAAUAGUGUGCUUCUGUGUAAGACACAGGGGCUUGCACAAAAGAAACGAUAGCCACUCAAAUGCUGGUGAAGAUUUUUCUAUUGCAUUUCUGUCUAUCGAAGGUCAUUUCAUGUCCAUUGGAGGACGGUAAAUAAGAAUUGCACGUUUUCUCUUCCUUCAUUUUUGAUGAAAUAUCUGCAAGUGGCUGCAUUUGCGAUGCUCAGUAGCUUUCCGUCAGGCUGGGUUGAAAGCAACAAGAACUGGUUCACGGUUUGACAGAAUACUGUCUGGUGAGGGAUGAACAUUUCUUGUUGAUGGCAAACAAACGCUAGCUGCACUUUGAACAAAAACAGUUUUAUGACGUUCCGAGACCAGCGUUAUAAAAUCUUGAAACAUCAAAAUACCAUUCUUGCUUUACUUGUGAUGAGUGUUUGUUUGCUGUAAAGAACUUGUGAAACAGUGGAACAGGCAUUGCCGGGGCUUGUUCAGCCGCCUUCUAAAGGUUGCAGACGACGUGGAUGAGUUGUGGGAGUGUAAAUAUAAGUUACAUUGCCUGUGGUAACAUAGCUAUUGCAAUUUUCGGGCAGGCAUGAGUAAAGUGAAAUGCAGUGAACAAGUUUGCCAAAGCAACGUUAUGCUGCACUAAAGCUCCUGUGUGAAAUGGAAGUGUGCAAACAAUUGAAGCUUGCACAUUUGGUGAGAUCUUGAAUUGCACCACCACACAGACAGAGCUGUCCUCUUUUAAACUAUCAUCUGUGCGCUUCAAGAUGUGUUCAGAUAUGAACUGGCCUGCAACUUGUUGAAGCUGACAGACCUGUUGUCUUCAUCUAGCUACCAUCUGCUGAUUCAUCAUAGCCUGCUUUGAAGUUUUGGACCACCAAAUUAUCAACUUUUAGAGUUAAAAACAAACGUAUUAUACUGCAAGCUUUGUGAAUGUUACAUUUAUGACAUUUAAAAGGUUAAUGACACCAAGAAUCUGAACCACCUUGGAGUGUAACAUAAUGCAAUUAAGAAAUGCAUGAUGGUCACUCUCUAACACCUUCUGUGCACGGUGUAUGUUUCUGGCCCUAAUCUUAACUAGGCUGUCUAGUUCACGAGUAGCUGAUAGAGUUAUUUUGCACAUCAUUUCCAGAUAUGGCGUCACUUUUUAAUGAUAUAAGCACUGCCCUUUGUUUCACCUUUAAGUGUUGUAUAAAAAACAAGUAUCAUUCUGUAAAGAGAUUAGUGCCACUCACCAAAAUAUUCCUGUAGGAAAGAUUUUACUUGAGAAAAAAAGACACACUAGAAGUAAAUCAGUCUUCUAAAGAGUGCAAAAAAAAGGACACAAGGGGUGAAAGCAACGACACAAGCACUCGCUAACGAUUGAAAGUUUAUUUUCACUCAACACAUGAGCACGUAUGUUGGUGCCUCUUGUGACCUUGUUUCAAAAUUGAAAACUCAUACAGAAUCUUUCACUUGUCACUAUCACGUGCUGCAUCUACAUAGGGCAGUUCUUUCUUAGACAGGGAAAUAGGCGGCACACUGAUACACUGGUGAUCAAUCUUCGCCAUUUCUGCCACUUCUAUUAUUUAUCGUGCUUUGUGGUCGGCAUGAGUGUAGAGCACUACACAUGUUAGAAAUUUGCGAGUACGUCAACAACUUCGACAAUUCAUCGCCACGCGGCCCUGUAACCCCUCUGGGCAUUAUAUGAAUGUUCCCAAAGGCAACGCCCGGUCUGUCUCACAUAUCUGCUGCCAUAUGUCACAAGAAAUGAAUAAACAAUAGAUUCUUUGUGCUCUCCAAAGCGCACAUGAUGCUUAGUGGAACACUUCUGUUCCACUUUUCUUGAUCUUCUGACAUUGUACCUAGCCUCAACUUGGUGAUGCAUUGUGAAAGUUGUGGAUGUACACCUGAAUUUCAAAAAUGUGCAGUGCUCUACACUCAUGUCGACCACAAAACACGAUAAAUAAUGGUGCAUAAAUGACCAAGGUAGAUCACCAGUGUAUCAGUGUGCUGUCUCUUGCCCCGUCUAAGAAAGAGCUGUCCUAUCUAGGUGUAGAAUGUGAUAGCGACAGGAGAAAUAUUCGGUACGCGUUUUCAGUUUUGAGUGUGAACGAUGCUUUUAUCUUGUUAGCUGAGUAGUAGCUAUCACUUUAGGAUGUCGUGAUUUGCGGAACUGGAGUGGCACAGGUGCGCAAUUACUGUUAUAAAUAUGUGUCCAAACAAUACAAAUUCAGCUGGAAGUUGGCGCUUGUAUGUGUAGCAUUAUUUUCGUUCCUUGUUUCAGGAGUCUUUUUCACUAAAGAAGAAAUCAUGAAUUACCAACCACCCCAAACGUGCACAUUGCUAAGUUAAGGGAAGCAAAAGAACACUUUUUAACCGCAUUGUGUAUUGCCAAAUUUCACAUUGUAUCAUUUUUAAGUCUUGCAUUUUAAAACAGAGCUAGCAGUUAUGUAAGGGCAACUUUUGGUUAAGGCUGACCACAACUGAAUGUAUUGAGCCCUCAUUUGUGUGUCUUUGCUUGUGCCUAAGUUUCUUGCGUUACAGCUUAACGUGGUUCAAAUCUUCUACAUUUGAGUUAAACAUGCAGUAGAUACAGCACUAGAAUAUAUAGUUUGCUUGCCAUUUUUACAUAUUUGCCUGUGCCCCCUGUUCUUGUCAUGUCUUUUAGCAUUGAUGUCUGUGAGCAUUCAAAGAUUUUACAUUUAAGGCAGAAAAACUCAAGCUGGGAAACAUACAUCUUAUGAUGUGACAUGUGCCAAUGGAUUUCUGAACUUUGUCUUCAUUUUUUCGAAUGAACAAGAUUCUAGCGACAAUCAUUAUCUCACACAACUUGCACAUAACAGAAAAUUUCCACCCAAGCGCCAAUGGAAUGCUAAAGAAAACUUGGCAGAAUGCUUGCAGGCAAGAAAAGGAAUUUUGUGGCAGACUUUUGUGCAUUGUUCGCUAUAUGAAUGGCAGAAGAAUUUUUGUUUCUUUGCAUUGACUACUUGUUCUUGAAGAAAUCCUGUAUUUAUAAAUAGCUACACUCUGGAAAUGCUUCGCAUUACAGAAGAUUAAUUAGCAUGUAUUCAAUUCUGUGGCAUAUUCAGUGUGUCUGAUAUUAACAAUUUGUUAUUUUAUGAAGGUGUAGUGCUAACGAGUGUGGUACACUAUCGGAGUUUGAACCUUCAGUUUACUAUGUCAUAACAUGUGUCGUUGCAUUUCUAGAAAGGGUUCAUUCACUCGCGAGUCUUGCAGAAUUUAUUGAAGCAUCAUGCCCACUGAUUUGUCUGCAGAUUGUAGAGGUGCCACUUGGAGGUAAAAAAAUAUAUGCAAAAUUUGAAAAGGUUUCAUUAUGAAGGCUGGCUGUAGGUAAACUGCAUUAGAGCUGCAGAUACAUAUAAAUGAUAUUGCACCUGCGACUUCACCUAUGUUUUUAUGGUGUUGUGAUAGCGUUAAUGCCUUUGCUGUUUUGUUUUUUUUCAGUAGCUUGGCUGCCAUUUUGAUUUGUGGGUAGUUUCUUAAUGAUGCACAUUGACAGCUGACAGCAAGCCCAAGCUGCUCUUUUUGGCACAUACAGCUUUCUGUUGAGUCUCAGAGGCAUUAUUGAAUCAUUGUUUUGGGUACAGUGUCAAUCUUCCUCAUGCGUAGGGAGGAAAAAUAAUCUGAGCAUUAGCUGUUUUAAUUCUAUAUAUUAUUAGUAUACCUUGAUGGUGGAUAUGUUAAGAAAUUGUACUCUUCAUGAGACAUGUUGAUUUCGAAGCAAAAUCAGCUCAUUUGCAGAAUGUACACCCUAUAUGGAUAUAUGGUGUCCAUGCUGUUUUAUUCCGUAGGAAUGCAACUAGUGACAGAAUGGCGAAAAGCGUACAAGCACCAUCAUGAUUACGCUUAUGACUUGUUGUUCAGUGCAUGCAAUGUAAGUGUACGUUAUCUCAAAAAUAACACUUUGAUUAACAAUUUUCUGAAAUUGUAUACACCAUUCUCCAUCUUGAAAUUUGUCACUGGAAAUGCGUAGGCCUCUAAAGCACGAUUAGCCCUUUGCGGUCAUGAGCCCUUACCCAAACUGCGGGUCCUUUGAGUCGGAAGCCUUUCUGCGCAUUUUGGGCGUCGUGCGAGAAAAAUGUUUACAUACAAAAAACACAUGUUAGCGGAUUUAUAUGAGAAUGGUUUCUCUCUACCCUUGGCUGUCAGCGGUACUUGAGCGUGUUAUGGUAAUGUCUGAAGCAGUCGCCAGGGUGUCUCCUUCCUGCCACCUUGCUAUCACUGCAUCAGCACAGUCCUUGCUGUUGCCAUUCGCAUUCUUGUAUAUCAAGUGUGGCACUAAAAUGAUGUCCUCUAAGGCACUAAGAUCACCAUCGGGCUCACGAAACUCGCGCACCACCCAUAUGGUGCCCGUGCAUAAAAUGUGGCCGUCCGGUCAGCAGUACAUGCUACGAAUUGCGGGCAAAAAUUGUAAGUUCCAUUGAAAAAGUGCUUAUUUCAAUUGGAGACAACAAAAACUGCAACAUGAAAUGAAUAGCAAUGCCGAGAGGUGGCGUAACCUGCCCAAAUAUGUGAGCUAGUGUGCACGUAGGGAGCCUCCCAACGUGUGACCGGAGCCGAUAAUUUCAUAUGGUGGCAUGCCCCCGACACAUGACCGCAAAUUGUCAAGGUGCAAGGCUGUCUAGCUUUAACGAUGAGGUCUCACUGUCCUCUUGAACCCUAGGUUAUGUGUGAUAGGACCACAACAAUAGUGUAUGUUGCAUGCAUUUGUACAUAAAACCUGACUCCUGCAAAUUUCUGUGCAACCUCACAGUGGUUGAAUAAUACCCAAAGCAACGAAUAAUUGCGGAGCGAAUCAAUCGAAGCCUCAGAAUCAAAGUGCUGUGAGAAUUACAGUAAACGCUGUAGCUCAAAGCUUGUCACUCACACGGUAAGCUUGUGGAACUGUUCAUAUAGAAGCCAUGCAGGUCAUGAGCAUUCUCAGAAUACCUUGACAUAUCUUAUUGUAAAUGUGGGGCAGCAAUUAUCUUGGCUGUACUGGCAGUAAAAACUUGAGGAGUGCCACACAGUACCUACACACUAAAAGAAUAAAGCAGAGACACAGGAGUGCAGAAUGCAUGUAAUAUUAUAGAUAAAUGCUUUUGCAAAGUUCAUAGCUUUGGUGCUUCAGUGCCAGAGCUAUGGGUAAACAACUGAAAAUCAGAACCAGCGGCUCAGCAUCACAGUAUAAAUAUUCUCGGCAGUUUAAAAUGUGUACCAGCGAUAGCAUAGGGCAUGUUAGAAAUUUUGGCAGGCAGUUUGUGAAAAGCAUAGGCAAAAACUUCUUCACUUAAGAGAAUGAAGUUCGGCAUGUUAUGUGAGUUUUAGCAGCUUGCAAUGUUUACAAUUGCUCUUGUAAAAUGUUGUUCCUCUCAUAGGAUUGAAAAAUUGGUGCCCAGUCCUUUUUUCUUUAUUGCGAUAGCAAUUAUAUGGACAUUCUCGGCAGGUUUUUGCCGUCACCAUCGCUGUCAUGUACUGUAUGAAGUCCAACAUAUGUUCUACGUGCUAGUACUAAAAGCACACGUGUGCUGGUGAUGAACGCAACUGAAGUGGAGGUGAAACGAGCCAGCCAUCUCUGUCACACAAAGGGCACAUGCGAUAACAUUGCCCUGCAUUUGAGGCCUGCCAUUGAUGGCUCCUAAAGCAAAGAGGAAACGCCCUGCCCGUUUCUGUUGGGUGAAGGAGCCUGAACGGGUGCCGGUGGGGGGGGGGGGGGGUGCAUCGCUCAAGCAGCAAAUAUAACGAACUUUGAUCAUAAGGGCGUGGUUGUGAGCACUGGCACGCACGCUAUCGGGGCAGACGUCAGUAAAUGGCUCGUGUAGGUGCUCUGCUCUCACUGCUUACUUCGCGGUGAGAUGACAGACAGCACAAAAACCGCUUCGCUCCCGGGAGCAGCCGUAUUACCUUAAACCAGCAUUUUGUAGAGUUACGCGAGACUGGAUCCAAAAGAUUUAGUGCUAGCCGUACUUCGUAAAACAUUACAGUUUGUCGCUGUCACAUUCAUUGGUUCACCUUUGCCGCGAAACUGUGACUUUUUUUUCGCAGCUGGGGGGUAGAACAGGUCGUGCUGAGGUUAUUGUCUUCUAAAGGCAAAUAAUGAAAAGUUUCUCAAAUUUACAGUAAGUCUUGGCUCUGACAAAGUGAAGAGUGUGGAAAUAUGAAAGAGUAAAUUAACAUCCCUUGGACUGUAUAACGGCAAUAAAAGGGAAUCCUCAGAGGGAUGUUUUUCCUGUGUAAACCAAGUGAAUUUUUUUUUUCAUGAAGCUUCUGCCACCUUGUGAGCUUCUGUAGAAAUGAUUUGCCUAUAUGUGCAACUCAUCUGAACACUAUUUGUGUAUUGUGAGGCUGACAAUCAUAGUAGCUUAAGUUUUUCUCAUUUUAGUUUGUUUAAAUAUCUUGCACUCCCAGCUGCAUGCUCUGUGCAUACUAUACAAUAUUUUUAAAUGACGUAGUUUCAUUGAGAGUUGCACAUUUUUUUAUUUGUUUAUGGUGAGGUCAGCCUGUUUAUAACCGUCUAUAAUAACAUUUUAUCAAGUGUGGCAGGUCGAUAUCAUGAAAAUGCUCUAGUGUGUUGAUGCAGUUUCUGACCGAAAAAGCAAACAUUCAAGACCUUGGUGGCAGUGAGCUUCUUAAACAAAAAUCCCUUGUGAAGUCUUUCAGUGUCUCACUUAAUUGAAGAUUGCGAUAUGUGCUCAUUCUGACCAUCAUGUAUAUUGCCUUCUUGCUAGUUGAUCAGGCAAGCUGCUUUCUUUUGCUUUGUUUUUGAACCACUAUAGUUUUGCUGUGCACAGCAUACUUGAGUGCAUAUUGUGUUUCUUGCGAUAGAAGAAAACAAGAACCUGUGAUCAAGAGCGUAGAAGUUUUCAGUGAGAGGUCUUGAAACUUUGUCUUUAACGCACUUUAUGACUAAACUAUUGAAAGCGUGAAGGGUAACAAGAAUUGUCCCAUAGCAACUAUUGACAUCUGUGGUCCCAACUUAUGUCUUCUCCAAGUCUCCUGGAUGUAUCUGCAGGCAAAACAGUGCUAGAGUAAAAUGAAGCCAUUGUUUCUUUUUGCGCUCUUCAUACUUAGCUUCAUCUUAUUACACCUAGCAUGCUUGACCUCGAUUAAUUCCUUGGCAUUCCUAACUCACAACAAACUGGUUCAUUAUGUCCCUACUGUUCGUGCGACCUGUCUCUUGCAUGUCGUUGAAUAGUUGCAACCUUAGAGCAAACCUUUGGUUGGAACAAGUGUGCUACCCCGACGGACCCCAAUGGCACCUUGCAUGCUCCACUUGUACUUUUCUUAAUGAAUAUUGCACAAGGCCAAACUGCACGAACACCUACAAGUAUAACAUAGCAGUUUGUAUUUACCCUCACAUGCGAGACAUCACAGACCGCUAGAGUGUCUUCUUACAUAAAGGUGCGUGCUGUCUUGGUUACUUCCAGGUAAAGGUAACUGUCAGAAAUGUGCCAUUUACCUUUUCUGGUGGUGUCAGAAUUGCCACCACCUGAAAGCUAACAGUGACAGAAUCUGAAGCCAGAGCUUGAAGACCGCAUGCCUGCCAGGCCAUAAUAUUUUUUGUUGUGGCCAUCCAAGGGAGGCCAACCGGCAUGCGGCUCAGAUUUCCCGCUGCUGAUGUCAUCCACAUCAGCAGACCCAACUUGAGGACCAGGCUAGUCUUAGCGGAGCAGCAGAAGCAGUUAGGUAGAUAACUAGUCAGAUUCAACUGAGCACAUUGUAGGAGCAUGUAAUACGUCUGCAUGGUGGCCAGCGCUCAUCUUUUGCCAAGCUCUAAGCUUUUGUCUCACUUGCAUUGCAAAACUGGUCUUCCAACCACCUCGCUGUAUUAUUAGCCAUACAAACAGGUAAUGUUCAUGUGUGCAGUAAAAUUUGGUGUGCAAAGUAUUCAGUCACUUUCUGUUGGAUUCACUAUAGCUCAACCAGCCAUGGAAAAUCAGUUUUUAUAGAAAGUGGACGACACUUUAGGAGCAGUAUCUUGAAAAGCAGAGGCUGAGCGUGGCCACAGUGCAGCGACGUGAAGGAAUCAAUCUUUUCUACAAGCAUUUAGCAAAGGUAUUUUUCGAGUAUGUCUGUUGUCUAUCCCAUGUUCCCAUAUGUAUUCAGGGAACAGGGCAGGAUAUUUUUUGGCAGUGUGUCGGUGUGUUUAAUCCCCCGAUGCAUUUAUGGUAUGCCUCCUUCCCUUGAAAGAAAAUGUUUCAUGUGCUUGGCACUUCUGUUCAAGCCAGGCUUGACAUGUUGAUGGCUGUGCCUACAGGAAUGCAUACAGAAACAGGCACUGUCAAGUGACUUUUCGGAACGAACAAAAAGGCGUACAGCCAUUAAUGGGUUUCGUAAUGGCUACACCUGUAUUUUUCAUCAGUGUCCAUAAUAGGACCUUGGAGAGUGCUUUAUACAGUGAGACUAGCUGCACUCCUCAGUUAACCCAUUGAAAAAAAGUGCAUGUGAGAGCUCCAUAGCAGUCUCGAGUGAAUUUUUGGUUGAAAACGUUGCUUUGCCUGCUUCUGUGCAACAUUUCUUGGAGGCAACAGUGAGCACCAGCUCUGUCCACUUGUUUAACAGUUCCUAUAUUAGAUGGUGCAGUGCUGCCGUUAUGUUACAGGACUAGUCUUUCAGAAAAUGUCCUUACAGUCCAUUGAGAAACAGCAAAAAACAAAGUUGGUGCUUUUGAGCUUGCUUUUGAGGUUCUGUGGUGCCCGCUUUUAUGCCCUGUCUUUUGCUCUGUUGUUUUGUGUACAUAGACUCUUGUGCACUUGAAGACAAGUAUAUUAACAAUGUUUUCAAACACCA
Messenger RNA from Rhipicephalus sanguineus (brown dog tick), 18672 nucleotides. It is a transcript of the gene norpA, whose product is annotated as 1-phosphatidylinositol 4,5-bisphosphate phosphodiesterase. Gene Ontology annotation, biological process: phosphatidylinositol-mediated signaling; lipid metabolic process. Gene Ontology annotation, molecular function: calcium ion binding; phosphatidylinositol-4,5-bisphosphate phospholipase C activity. The record is from RefSeq and is a predicted model, not a curated record. Lineage: Eukaryota; Metazoa; Arthropoda; Arachnida; Ixodida; Ixodidae. Bases 425 to 3652 code for a protein of 1075 amino acids. The transcript has 30 exons.